Manihot esculenta (cassava) is the source of this 1362-nucleotide messenger RNA. RefSeq names its product protein FANTASTIC FOUR 3. Lineage: Eukaryota; Viridiplantae; Streptophyta; Magnoliopsida; Malpighiales; Euphorbiaceae. Bases 291 to 1292 code for a protein of 333 amino acids. The record is from RefSeq and is a predicted model, not a curated record. The transcript has a single exon.
AAAAAGAAAGCCCCCCCCACCCCUCGCUCCCCAUCUCUCUUCAAGCUAUACCACCUGGUGAUUGUUGGAUACUACAAAUUCUCACCCAAGCCCUCACUUAUCAUUCAUAUUCAGUCUCUUCUCCUAUCUGUCUCCUCCUAUUUCUCUCCAGGAAUCUAAAUUCCCUUCAUUGUAAACUCAAAGCUUGACGUCCUCUGUUUUUCCUCUGCCUCUCUACACUCUUGUGGCGGGGCCUUUCGUUGCUUUUUGCCUUUCAUUUGUCAUAGUUAGGUAUCAUUUUACUUGUUAAGAUGGCAACUAUAGUUUGCCAAGGUUUGCAGUCCUGUCUUGAGUCUCAGCUCGUAGAGCAAAGGACACUGCGGCUCAGAUUGUCUUCACCAAAGCCCCACUUCCCUCAAUCCCUUGAAUUGGCCUUAAAACCUAGUUCCUUUGACAGACGCCAGGAUGAAGAUAAGCAUAUAUCUUCAGUCCCAAAUCCUGAUAUCGGUGGGUGGAGCUUCCUCCAGGCUCUAUCCAACUCCUUUCAGGGUCCCAAAGAAGCAACGGAGAAAGAAAACAUAUAUGUACAUCCUCUAAUGAAGCGUAACUCCUCGAAGCUUAGUGAGAAGAGCCUGGAAUUAUGUACUGAGAACUUAGGUAGCGAAACUGGUAGUGAUACUAUCUCGUUGUGUUUAACGGAAUCAGAAGCAGGAAAUUUGCCAACAAGAGAGCAACAGAAACCUCGUCAACUUUUGGGAGAUAGGAAAGCGAAUUCUCGUAGUUUUCCACCUCCCUUGACAACGAUGAGUGGAUCAGAAUCCCUUCGAGUUAGACCCCACCGCGAAGAUGGAAGGCUGAUAAUCAAAGCCAUCAAGGCUCCAUCAACACACACUUAUUUCCAAGCUGAAAGAAGCGACGGCCGCCUUCGACUAUCCUUUGUCAAAUAUUCUACUUCAAAUUUUGACUCUACAGAGAUAGGCUCCGCAGAAGAAAACGAAGCAAGCAGUGAAACCAAGAAUGAGAAAGAAGAGAUUGAAACUGACGUGAAUCAAGAAGAAGAAGAAGAAGAUGAGGAGGAGGACGACGACGAGGAGAGUGACUUUGAAGAAGAAGUAGUGAAAGGAAGUGUUGCGUCCAGCAAAGAAGGUGAAGAAAACGGUGGGUACGUUGAAAAAGACGUGGAAGGAAAUCAUUUGAAUGUUGGGGCUGAAUUGGGAAUUGAAAAUUUUCAAAGACCAAGAAGGUGCAAAGAAGGCGAACUAGAGAACAAAGCAUUGUUAAAUUGGGAGCCUUUUCUGGUGGCUACAUCCUAAAGUUUUAUUUUGGAUCUCUCUAUUAUUAUUAUUAUUGUUAUUAAUAAAAUCUUACAAUUUUUAGAUUGUC